Messenger RNA from Apodemus sylvaticus (European woodmouse), 3355 nucleotides. It is a transcript of the gene Syt11, whose product is annotated as synaptotagmin 11. Gene Ontology annotation, molecular function: phosphatidylserine binding; clathrin binding; SNARE binding. Lineage: Eukaryota; Metazoa; Chordata; Mammalia; Rodentia; Muridae. Gene Ontology annotation, cellular component: membrane; axon; synapse. The record is from RefSeq and is a predicted model, not a curated record. The transcript has 4 exons. The coding region runs from base 562 to 1854 and encodes 430 amino acids. Gene Ontology annotation, biological process: cellular response to calcium ion; regulation of dopamine secretion; regulation of calcium ion-dependent exocytosis.
AGAAUCACAGCUUCAGAAGACGCUAAAGCGACUAUCUUCCUGCCCUUCUGUUUUGAGAACUAUCCAAGACUGUCCUUGACUCUCCUUCCUCACCCACUCGAGUGCUAUAGUCACAGGAAUGUGCGACAGAGCUAGCACAACACCUACACUUCUUAUUGGGCUUUGAAAUUCUAGCCACAUACGCCCACAGCCUGUGAAUGGGCGGAGACUCAUCCUCGGGAAAACUCGGCAGAGGGAGGAGUCCUCUCUCGAAGAGCUUCCGGAAUCUUUCGGGCAGAGGCGGAGUCUUCUGCCGAGGGCCAUUCGGAAAGAGGCGGAGCCUAUCUCUCAUCAGGACCAGUCUGACUGCACCUGCAUCCUUAGCUCAGUGCAUCCCUGGAGCAUCUAAGAGGAAAGCGCAGCUAGCAACCAGGGAUCGUCCUGUCGCAGGGGCAGUCCGCCAUGCACCUUCCCCUCCCCUGAUCUGGAGGUCUACAGCCGCGGCCUCGGUACUGACCGAGAUUCCCAAAGUUGUCUGACCUCUGCAAAAGUGUUUCUCUAUCAACAGCCUCUGAUUACAACAUGGCUGAGAUCACAAAUAUACGCCCCAGCUUUGAUGUGUCACCAGUGGCCGCCGGCCUCAUUGGGGCCUCUGUGCUGGUAGUGUGUGUCUCUGUGACUGUCUUUGUGUGGACAUGCUGCCACCAGCGGGCAGAGAGGAAGCACAAGACCCCGCCAUACAAGUUUAUUCAUAUGCUGAAGGGCAUUAGCAUCUACCCAGAGACCCUCAGCAACAAGAAGAAAAUCAUCAAAGUCCGGAGAGACAAAGAUGGCCCUCAGAGGGAAAGUGGACGAGGGAACCUGUUAAUAAACGCGGAGUCUGGCCUGCUGAGCCACGACAAGGAUCCCAGAGGGCCUAGCCCUGCAUCUUGUAUAGACCAGUUACCCAUCAAAAGAGACUCUGGGGAGGAACUAAGGAGCCCCAUGACAAGCCUGACCCCCGGUGAAAGCAAACCCACCUCCCCAUCGUCGCCAGAGGAAGACGUGAUGCUGGGAUCCCUUACCUUCUCAGUGGACUACAACUUUCCCAAGAAAGCUCUGGUGGUGACAAUCCAAGAAGCCCACGGGCUGCCAGUGAUGGACGACCAGACUCAGGGCUCCGAUCCCUACAUCAAAAUGACCAUUCUUCCUGACAAGCGGCAUCGAGUGAAGACACGGGUGCUGCGCAAGACCCUGGACCCCGUGUUCGAUGAGACCUUCACCUUCUAUGGCAUUCCAUACAGCCAGCUGCAGGACCUGGUGCUGCAUUUCCUCGUGCUCAGUUUUGAUCGCUUCUCUCGGGAUGAUGUCAUCGGGGAGGUCAUGGUGCCAUUGGCUGGAGUGGACCCCAGCACAGGCAAGGUUCAGCUGACCAGGGACAUCAUCAAGAGGAACAUCCAGAAGUGCAUUAGCAGAGGGGAGCUCCAGGUAUCUCUGUCAUACCAGCCCGUCGCACAGAGGAUGACAGUGGUGGUUCUCAAAGCCAGACACUUGCCGAAGAUGGAUAUCACCGGUCUCUCAGGUAAUCCUUAUGUCAAGGUGAACGUCUACUACGGCAGAAAACGCAUUGCUAAGAAGAAAACCCACGUAAAGAAGUGCACUUUGAACCCCGUCUUCAACGAGUCCUUCAUCUAUGACAUCCCUACUGACCUCCUGCCUGAUAUCAGCAUCGAGUUUCUUGUCAUUGACUUCGAUCGCACUACUAAGAAUGAGGUGGUAGGGAGGCUGAUCUUGGGGGCACACAGUGUCACAACCAGUGGUGCAGAACACUGGAGAGAGGUCUGCGAGAGUCCCCGCAAGCCCAUAGCCAAGUGGCACAGUCUGAGCGAGUACUAACCCUGGGGCCAGGCGGGGAGGCGCAUGGCGGGGAGAGGUGACAGAGAAGCUGACUCAAAACCUCAUUUUAGUCGUAGAAGAAGAUUUCUUACAGAACAAACCACACGAAGAACCUCACACCCCACACAGCUGCAGAUUGGUUCUUAGCGUGAGGAUUGCUUUCUUCUUUGCAAGGCACUAGACGAUCUUUUGUUUUUUAAAAUGAGGGGGGAAGAGAAGGAAAGACCCCAAGUCUAUAUAUAACAAUGUAACCUUAUACUUGCAUGUCUAAUACAAACAAGAAAUUAGCCUAACCAAUAUCAAGUUGCAGAUUUUAAUCCAUGAAAAUUGUGUUUUGUGCCGAGUUGUAUUUGCUGAUCCCCUGGAAUCGGCCUCUGUCUCAGGCUUCUCUGCGUUACCCAGCUCCCCACCACUGCAGGAGAAAGUCUGCUCUUGUAAAGCCCCACGUCCCUCACCCGGUCCUUUUGUCUGUCACCUCUUACAUCUCUGCUCUUUGGCUGAGUUACAAAUCCUGAGGUCUGUAGUAAGCAAAGAAGUGAGUGGGGUUCCCAGGAGAAAGAGUGAUUGACAAUGGGUGUGCUGAUAGACAAUGGGUGUGUGCUGAUACCAUCUUCUGUAAAAGGGUAACAGGCAGCCAGUGACCAGAGACAGCCCUCCCUGGUGAGCACAGGAGCCAGCCAUGGGGCGGGGCUCAGGACUCCCUGAUUUCUCUAGGUGCUGUGGAGAGGUCACCUAGAGGGAGGGAGGGACCUGUGAGCGCCAGCACAUCCCGAAUGCUACUUGCAGGUCAGGGCCAUGGGGAGGAAACAAGGUGCCCACGUGGCCCUCCGUGGCGGGCUCUUCACCGGUGGUCAGCAGCCCUAGGUUUGAAAGGUUACACUGGCUUUUACUUUUCCAGAGAUGCCGCUGGAGCUCUGGCAUCUCCUCAUUAUGCAGCUGCCUCAGAAGUUGCUUUCUGUUUCUUAAGGAAAUGGGCCUCAGAAAUGACUCUUUCUCCCUGAGGUUUACAGUAAUGGCUCUUAAGAAAGCCAAGUGGGGCUGAGUAGUAAGAUCAUAUGAAUGCCUUCAGAGCCCCACUCUCCGCAGCAGAAGCACACGGCUGGAGACCUGGGAGUCUCCCCACACGGUGAAGGGUGGGAACCAAAGUCCCACCAUCUCUCCGCCACUGCACAGUACAGUGCAGAGCUUGAGCACUGUACUGGAGUUCAGAUCCGGGUCUCCACAUGGAGACUUCCAGAGGAACAGGAGACUUCAGAAACAAAAGGUGAGCUUGGAUGGGCAGUGCCUAUUUUGACCUCCUGACGAAGACCUCAGUCAGAUAGGAAAUAGCUUGAUCCAGGGCCUGAAAGAUCAGCUGUAAGUGCAGCACCCACCUCCCUAAAGACCAUCACUUUCUAGCUUGCUUCUGAGAGGGGUGGACAAGCUGACUUUCCAUGGAGAGGGUUGGUGACAAUGCCUUUGGUGGUUCCCCUUGUGCUUGUGUAGAUCUGAAUCCACUCCG